CUACUCAGUGAGGAGCAUCAGCUUGCCUGACUCCAACUGUAGACCAACAAUCACAUCAACGAUGGUUAUAUUCAACAUUCCAUACAAUGGCUGUGGCACGCAGAGACAGGGCGACAGCGAAACCAUCACCUACUCCAACGUGAUAAAAGUGUCUGCUCCUGGUUACACCAUCAAAAGGCAGAAGGACCUUCACCUCCAUGUCAGCUGCAAAAUGAUCCAGAACACCUGGGUGCAAGUAGUGUACACGGCCAAUGACAUCGCUGAUGUCAAUGAAACCCAGUAUGGCAGAUACAACGUGGACCUGGCAUUCUACAAUUCCUCAUCUUUCCUGUGACCGGUGCAGAACUUCCCAUACUACGUUGACCGGAAUCAGAAUUUGUUCCUCCAAGCAUCUCUUCACAGCUCUGACCAAAAUCUGAUAGUGUUUGUGGACACCUGCGUGGCAUCACCGGAUCCCAGUGAUUUUAGAACGACGACCUAUGAAUU
This is a messenger RNA of Lepidothrix coronata (blue-crowned manakin), 486 nucleotides long. RefSeq names its product deleted in malignant brain tumors 1 protein-like. The transcript is spliced from 2 exons. Gene Ontology annotation, cellular component: cell surface. The record is from RefSeq and is a predicted model, not a curated record. The coding region runs from base 62 to 334 and encodes 90 amino acids. Lineage: Eukaryota; Metazoa; Chordata; Aves; Passeriformes; Pipridae.